ACACACGUCAAAGUCAGGCACAUUCUGUGUGAGAAGCAAGGCAAGGCUCUCCAGGCGUUGGACAAGAUAAAGGCUGGCGAGCAGUUUGCGACGGUAGCUGCUGAGUUUUCAGAGGACAAAGCGCGGCAGGGAGGAGACCUUGGCUGGAAGAGCAGGCAAGAUGUGGUAGGGGACUUUGCUGAGGCGGCCUUCAAGCUCAAUGUUGGAGAGAUGACGCAGCAACCAAUAAAAACAAAGUUUGGCUACCAUUUGAUUUUGGUGGAGGGCAGGAAGUAG
This is a messenger RNA of Coccomyxa subellipsoidea C-169, 276 nucleotides long. RefSeq names its product peptidyl-prolyl cis-trans isomerase. The annotation marks the transcript as partial. NCBI's taxonomy places the organism in Eukaryota, Viridiplantae, Chlorophyta, Trebouxiophyceae, Coccomyxaceae. Gene Ontology annotation, molecular function: DNA binding; peptidyl-prolyl cis-trans isomerase activity. Gene Ontology annotation, biological process: rRNA processing. The transcript is spliced from 5 exons. The record is from RefSeq and is a predicted model, not a curated record.